Molecule: messenger RNA, 1512 nt
Organism: Guillardia theta CCMP2712
Lineage: Eukaryota; Cryptophyceae; Pyrenomonadales; Geminigeraceae
Exons: 8
Coding region: 1-1512 (503 amino acids)
Source: RefSeq, a predicted model, not a curated record
AUGUCACAGCGAUCGUGGAGAGAGGAGGAAGAGGAGGAGGAGGAUGCUCCCCUUGUUCGCAUUCUGCAGCCUGCUGUGAAAGCAAAACAAGAGGAGCGAGAAGCGCCGACUCCUAUUCCCCGCCCACCUGAUCUCAAGCAGCAGGACAAACAGGACAAGCAGCAGAAGUCGCAGGACUUGCUGCGACAACGAAAACCCAAGGGGGAGGUAGACAACGUGAACAAGGAGAAGAAGGAGAAGAAGGAGAAGAAGGAGAAGGGGGGGGAUAACUCUGGAGACAAGAGGAGUGGAAGGAGCUCUCCGAGCUCCAACCUCAUCGCAUUUCUUCUUCGUCACUCGAGGCUGCUAGCAGGAGGGGCUUGUCUCCUCCUCCUCGUCUACUUCCGCAUCCUCUCCGAGGGCGUCAACUUCACCAACGACUAUCGGGAUCGCGAGGAUCCCUUCAAGACGCUGGGAGUCUCUUCCUCGGCCUCCGACGCCGAGAUCAAGCGAGUCUACCGCAAGCUCUCGCUCGAGUUGCAUCCGGACAAGAACCCCGACCAGUCCAAGGAAGACGUCGAGCGCUUCCAGCACAUCACGCAUGCGUACAAGAUCCUGUCUGACCCCGAGAAGAAGCGCCGGUGGCUCAACAACGAGAACCCGGACUACCACGGGCUGCCCUCCGACACUGAGACCAUCACCGACAAGACAGCCUCCUCCCUCCUCGACCCUGCUGGCCCCCCCUGGCUCCUCCUCGCGUAUGCCGACUGGAGCGACGAGUGCUGGGAGCUAGCUGAGACAUGGGAGAAGGUGGGGAAGGAGGCGAGUGCGUUCGUGCGAGUGGGGAGAUUCAACUGGGAGAAGGAGAGAAACCUGGCGAAGAAGUUCAGCUGCUACUCAGUGCCGAUGAUCUACGCAUAUGUCAAAGGAGUUCGAUCCACCUUCUACGGGAGCCCCACGCCUGCCAACAUAUCAGUCUUCCUCACAAGGGCCCUGGAGCCUGCGGUCUCCGUCAUCUCUGAUGUCAAUGCCGGGGGUUUCUUAGAGGACAGGAACGACAAAGUUAAAGCGCUGCUCUUCGCGCCUGUCGGAAUGAUCAAGUUGCGGUUGGCCUUCCGCUCCUUCGCCUUUCGCUUCCAACACUCGAUGGACUUCGCUGAAGUCGCUCCUCGUGGUUCAGAGAAGCUUCGUAAACUACUCGGUGUAGAGAACGGGACGACGAUCGUGGUGAUGAGGGAGGAAGGCUCGAGGCCGCUGGUGUACUCAAGGAGGAUGACUUACGAGAAGCUACAGCAGAUCUUCUCGCACUUUCAGUAUGCUGAAAUUCCUCGCCUGACAAGUUUUAACCACCGCGAUCUCUGUGGUGACGGUGAGGGCGAGGGGAUGGGGAUAGUGGAGGGAGAAGGUGAUGGGACGAGGAGCAGUCGCUUCCUCCUCACAUCAUUCCGACUCUGCGUAACGCAAGUCAAGAGACCCUGGAAGUCGACCUCCACUCAGGCGUGUCCUCUCAACUCACAACCUUCGCCUGGGUAG